Molecule: messenger RNA, 2656 nt
Organism: Aureobasidium subglaciale EXF-2481
Lineage: Eukaryota; Fungi; Ascomycota; Dothideomycetes; Dothideales; Saccotheciaceae
Exons: 1
Coding region: 275-2485 (736 amino acids)
Source: RefSeq, a predicted model, not a curated record
GCAGAUCAUCUUAUAAGCAUUUGACUCGUCAUAUAACCAAUAAUUGCUUCGAGCUGAACAGUAAGUGCUGACGAUUUGAGCUGGCGCAAUGCUUUACAUAAGGCUUUAGGUAUGGCAAGCAACGGCUUGGCUUUCAGUAUAGUACGCGCGGCCACGCAUUGUACACGCGCUCGAUAAUAUCAGACAGUCUCUUCCUCUCAUAUCUGUAGUCUUGCCCUUCACGUUUGACCGUAGAACAUCACCAUCGACGCACUACUGAGGUAGAGCACUCAAGAUGCCUCGCUCGCAACAUCUUCUACCAUUGCUCCUCCCCUGGCUGGUCACAGCAGGUCCAUUACCAGCAAGCACUCACACUGCGCCAAACACUAACGCCAUCACACAUGCAAACUACAUAUUCAAUGCUGUACACGACUCCAUGCGUCAGUUCGGAUCCUCGUUGAAUCACAAUGGCAUGUCUCUUUUCAUGGCGACAGUACCGGAAGGCACAGAGUUUUAUCACGGAACAUCAGAACGUGACCGUAUCAAUGGCACGCAAUGGCUUGCGUUUGAGCCUGAGCAUGCCCUGAUAUUCGCUCGUGGACACCGAGGACCUCCUCCAGGGCAUUCUCCCAGCCAAGAGCCCCCACCCCCUAGCGGAGUUGAUGACAAGAAGCCUAAGGGCCCCUACUUCCCCGAUGGGUCUCCAAAGUCCUCAGCCCGCAAGCACAUUGGUGGCGAUGGAAAGGAGCGAUUCGCUGGUGAAAUACCAGAGCAUCGCGGAAGCAAAGACGGUAAGAAGCGUCCUGGAAAGAAUCACGACGACAAGUGCCAUGGGCCAUCCCGUAACGACACUCGUCCAGACGUCCCACAUCGUGGUCCUCCACCUCACCCACCUCAUCGUGGUCCGCCUCCACCUCAUCACGGUCCUCCGCCACCUCACCAUUGUCCUCCAGGAGAAGGCCACCUUCCUUGUGGUGGACCUCCUGACGAAGGCCAUCAUGGGCCUCCGCGCAGGGGUCCCCCCUUCGACCAUCAUGGACCACCUCCCGAGUGGUUUGAACACCGUGAUCAUCAUGAUGAGCACCACGGUGACUACGAACAUCAUGAACAUCACGGUCCACCACCCCACGAAUUCUUCGAUGAGCUUAACGACCCUCAUCAUGAUCACCGUGAUAAUGACGACCAUCAUGGCGGGUUCCCCUUGCCACCAAUUGGCUUUUGGGUGCAUCGCCUGGGUGACCUGUUGCGUAACCCUAAGCGACGCCACACUCCUGUCAUCGAUUCGAUCUCUUCUCCACUGCCUCCUGUUACUGAAAAGAUUGAGACGAGAGCGGAACAGGAGCCUCUGGUGACAGACGUUGCCGAGGACCAAGACUCGGGUUUCCUGCAUACAUACCGUACAAAGCAUAGUUUGCGCCUGCUUUAUGUCGAUGGCCAGUCUGCUGCCAAAUCACAGAAGGGUACUCUCGACACCCAAGAUGUUUUGCUCUUAGAAAAUAGCAUUGACCAUGAUUCUGGCAUGUUUGGUGAGAAGGAGCGCGCCAAUCAGAUGUGUAACAUGGCCCAUGAACAAUGGGGCGACCGCAUCGAUGGAAUAUUGCGCAUGGAAGGUGGAUUCGAGAUCAUUCUGUGUGAUUUCGCUGCCCAUCUUGACGUCGUGAGCAUUGCAAAGACCAACCCAAAAGCAUCUGGUGGCUUCGGAGGCGGCGGCGGUGACGGCGAUGGCUUCAACUACUAUCGUGCUGUUGCUGCUCGUUAUCAUGGUAUUGGUGGUGAACGCGUGGUCCUGGACUAUGAGAACUUUGUGUCUGCCUUUGCGUAUCCCGAGGCUAUCUACUUCGACAAGACAGGUCGUCCUCGUCUCAACAAUGCUUCUACGACAAUCGAAAAUGUCCGCGAAGCCGUCGACAAGAUGGUGUUGCGCAAGGAUAGCGAUGUCGAGACUGUCGACUGGCAAGCCGUCGCUGAUAUGAUAAUUGCACGCUACGCUGAUCGUAUUGAGUACCUUACUGCAGGCUCACUCACCACCCUCGAGGCUUUUCAAGCCGAGGUUGAGCGUGCACUUCGUCCAUUCAUUGAUUACAGCGCCCGCAACAGCAGCUCAGAGAUUGACCGUUGUGCUGAUCAAUUCAUUCCGGAACACAUCUCGACCACGACUACAAGCAUUGCGGCACAAGCGAUUCGUCAAGUCACAAACACUAUUUGCUCAAGCCUGUUGAACGCGUCUGAACAAGUGGAUCUUGACACUGCACUGGAUCAGGUCAAGCAGCUCAAGGAGUACCUGUCUUGGAGCACAUGGAAGCAAUGUCAUGGCUGUGCUGCUGAUGAGAUUUGCUUUCUGCCAAUCUGGCCUGUAGGUACUGCCGAGGACUUCAAGCAGCCAAAGUGCAGGUCAGGUGUUAGCCUUGCGCCUGGCCGCGGUAGUGAAGAUCGCUACUGGAAUGACUUUGGGGGACCGGGCCGUAAAGGCCCUGGCUCUCAAAAGCGUAGAAAGAAGACCGAGUGACCUCAACGGGAUCCGCUAGAUGGUUUCCUUUGUAUUAAGCCUUGUCGUUCUGUUCGAAAUACCCCAUUUACGUAUAUAGCCUUUUAUUCUCUUUGUUCUGGGCACGGGUGAUAUCCCUCUACACUAUCGCUAUCAAAAGUCUUUAAUAAUGCUUAACAAUUUAUCAGGCAG